This is a messenger RNA of Caenorhabditis auriculariae, 3467 nucleotides long. Lineage: Eukaryota; Metazoa; Nematoda; Chromadorea; Rhabditida; Rhabditidae. The record is from the annotation of a GenBank genome assembly.
AUGCCAAUUUUAUCCGCACACGACACUAUUCAAAAAUUCAACGCCGUCGCUGAACAGAAUGAGGAGGAGUUAAAGAAGUUGGUUUCCAUUUUUAUUUUGCCGUGUUCAAAGUAAUUUCCGCGAAAUGCAAAAUACCCGUUAGAGAAAGGAAAAUAUCACUAAAUUUUGGAGAGUCAGAGAUCAUUUUGCAUUUCGCGGAAAUUACUUUGAACACGGCAUUUGCUAUAUAUUUUUGAGGAAAUCAUCUUAAAUCUUUGUUAUUCUUAUUUUUCCAUUUUCGUGACAUCAUCUUUUUUUAACAUUGUUGCCACUAAAAAAAGCCUCGAAAGUCGUUGGAAACUUCUUUUUAUUGUUUUUUUCCUUGUUGUACUCUCAGCAAAAUACUUCAUUUUUUUCUUUCCAAGCUUUCAAGUAAAAAAAUUUGGUAACGUUUCUUGUUGUUUAUAAUCGGUUUUUUUCAAGUACAAACGUUGAGGUCAUUUUUCACAAUCACAUAAAAUUCAAAGUAGUUUGCUCCAAGUUUUCUAGGCUCAAAGUUUUCUGCCAAAUUUGAUCUGAAAAUGGGACCAAUUAUUUUAUUCUUAUUUUAGUCUGAUUCCAUAGCGUCAUGAAUGAAAUUUGCAGAAACCCUUACUCAGACAGUUACGAUAUCCAAAAGUUUUCGGCAAAAGAUUAUGGAAGGCCGCCGCCGGGCAGCAAAACUGAAGCUAGGGGUAAAAAGGUGAGAAAAUUAUCCAAUUUUUGUUGAACUUAUGGGAUCUUUUUAGGCCGCAGCUUACAUUUGUCGAGAAUUGUUAUUUUUGUGCGAAACGAUCGAAGCCAACGCUCAUGGCGAUCCGCCGCAUCGUUGGAUCAAAUUCGGGCCUCUUUUCACCACUUAUUCGUAUUAUUCAGGAAGUGUUAGUCUUUUUUUUCUUUUUCAGCAGGAAGGUAUCAUAAAUUCGCAUUUCAUCUUGUAGUAUUUUCUCUUUGAUAUAAUCCUGGACAAAAAUACCGGGAAUGGUUUAUUUCUUCCUGAAACUUCUUCUCUAUCCUCGAUCUAUCUUCUAAUAAUAUCUUGAGCUUUUUUUUUAGUUUAAAAGUGGUUUUUAUGGACAUUUAUCAGGAGAUACUGCAUUUUUUUCUAUUUGUCUUUGUUUAAAAACGUGCAAUUUUGCUUUCUCCUGUUUCAUUUUGCUUGUUAGUUAAAUUUAAUAUAAUCUUCAGAGCUUUUUAAAAUCAUUCAAAUAAUCUUUUGAUUUUCAAUUUCUUGUUACUUGUUGAAAAAUGAUUUUUGAAUUAUCAGGCGCUAAAAAAAUUCGUUUGAAAAUCUUAAAAAUCAAACCUCUCUUUUUCAAGCUAUUAGAAGCUUUGAAUUAAUUAUUUUUGAUGAGUUUGGAGAAAAAAAUUUCAGAAGAAAUCCAUUCUUAUUACAAUUUUACAACCGCUUGAUAGUUGUAAAGAGAAUAUUUAUUUUUUUGAAAAAACGAUCAUUGAACCUUUUCAAACCGAACUUUGCCCUCUUAUUUUCGUUAUUUUCAGCUUGUCGGAAUGUUGAUCCGUGCCAGAAAGUACGGCCUAUUGCACUUUACCGGAGAAAUGCUUUAUCAAGUUCAGGACGAUGAUAAGGUGAUUCUUUAGAGGAAGCUAAGAAAGAUCCUCGCUUUAAUUGAAAUUUAAUAAACUUUACAUGCGCCAAAAGACCUAUUUUCUAUUUCAAAAUAAAUCGUUUCUUUCUACAUUCAGUAUUGAUUUUCAAAAUGAGAAAAAUGCUUUAAGGUUAUAACGAUGUUGCUUCCCCUCGAGGAGAUCAGAAAAGGUUUGGUCGCUUCUGGGGAUCCGGCCAACUGUGUGGCUAUUCGGAGGUUUGUAAAUAAAAUUUGGAGUAUUUGGAGUGGUUUGGAAAUUUGGAGUCGAUUCUAUCUGACUAAAACAACCAAUAAAUAUUGACUGAUGAUGAUAUUUUUGAUCUUCUUUUGGUUAAAAUUGGCAAUAGUUAGUCUUAGAAAAUGAUCAAAGAAGAAUUUCAUUCGAAACACCGUAAGUUUGGCCUGAAAAAGUCGAGGUUUUUUUCAAUUUGAUUGUAUGUUUGAAAAAGUUGAUAUAAAUAAAAAUCGGUUAGAAUAAAAAAAUAGAAAUGGUUCAGUUCUUUGAAAUGAGGUUUGAAUGAGAAAACAGAAAAAAACAUUUGAAAAUUUUUUUAAAGAUAUAAAAAAAUAAAUAUUGAUCUUACAGAGGCUCUUCUCUGGACACAGAACAAUCUCCAGUUUUCAUUCCACCAGAAACUUCGCACGUUUCGGAAAAAUCACAAAGACCGCUUCUCAAAUCAGCUGGAAGUCUUCAAAACGCCCGCAAGUUAGUUUCAGAAAAAAAGAAUGUUGAAAAAUCAAUAAAAAGAGCUCCGGGCGGUUACGCUCGGAUAUUGUCACUGAAAAAAAGUCUUUUGAUUUAUUUUAACUGAUUUGCUGGUUUUCAGUACAGUUGGCUGGUCCGAUGUUGAAUUGGAAAAGUGCCAGGACGCCUUGCGUACCGCCCGGAGGUAUUGGAGGGAUCACUUUAGUAGAAAUGAGGAGUUUGAAAAAGUGGUCAAAAAGUCGCACUAGCUUCAAUUUACACCAAAUUUAGGCUUGGAAGUUUUAAAUAUAAUUUUAAGAAAUUUCAAAAAUAACUUGAAAAAGAUAAAAUGGACCUGGUCAAAAAAGUUUUUCUUCAAAAAUCGGUUCUGAGAUUUUUUUUUCUCAUGCAAUCUCCUGGACUUAUUGCUGUAUUGAAAAUGAUUCCGCGGAAUCCAAAAUAGCCGUCAGAAAAAUAGAAAGAUAACUAAAUUUUGGAGAGUCAGAGAUAAUUUUGCAUUUCGCGGAAAUCACUUUGAACAAGGCAUAGUUUCUGUAUAAAAAAAUACCUUAUAAACCCCUUAAAUGACCACUCUAAAUCGUCUUUCUCUUGGUAGGUGCCAGAUAACUGAAAUUAAAUAAAAGUCACUCUUUAUUCUAAUUUUCCAAUGUAGUGGCCACUUUAGGGGUCAAUGGAUCAACAUAACUGGUCCAAUCUGUUUGUUUCAAAAUUAUCAGGGUUACUGGAAGCAAUACUGGAUGAAACUACUGAAGUGACCACUAAAUAGAGAGCCUCUAUAGUGGCCACAAAAACGGAAAAUAGUGGCCUCUAUAGAGGUUGGUUUAGUGGCCGCUUUAGUGUCCGCUCCAAGUAGUUCUUGGCAAGCCUCUAUAGUGGCCCUCGACAAUCAAAAAACUGUUUGAAGCGACUUAUUCAAAGAAAAAAUCGAAGACUGUGCCUCAAAAAUAUCUGAAACGUUCCAAUUUCCGAAUUUUUGACUAUAUUCUUCCUUUUUUUUCAAGCUUCUCCCUUCCAGAAAGUUCGAGAACACCCCAUCGUCCUCAACUGAAAAGGAACCUGAAAACCGAGGACCCAAGAAAGCCUGGAAACCGAAAGACACCUCAAAGGCGCCCGUUUUCUGCACCAACGGCUGA